Molecule: messenger RNA, 7906 nt
Organism: Indicator indicator
Lineage: Eukaryota; Metazoa; Chordata; Aves; Piciformes; Indicatoridae
Gene: HIPK1
Product: homeodomain interacting protein kinase 1
Exons: 16
Coding region: 72-3755 (1227 amino acids)
Biological process (GO): intrinsic apoptotic signaling pathway in response to DNA damage by p53 class mediator; peptidyl-threonine phosphorylation; peptidyl-serine phosphorylation
Cellular component (GO): cytoplasm; nucleus; PML body
Molecular function (GO): protein serine/threonine kinase activity; ATP binding; protein tyrosine kinase activity
Source: RefSeq, a predicted model, not a curated record
CUGGCUGCUCAUGCCACAGACAGUGAGGGAGAACACGGUCGGUCGCUCCAGCAGAGAGCCUCGCUUUGUGCAUGCCCCUAGGAUCAGCAGUUCAGAAGGCUGUCGUCCCAGGUAUGGCCUCACAGCUGCAGGUGUUCUCCCCUCCGUCAGUAUCCUCGAGUGCCUUCUGCAGUGCCAAGAAACUGAAAGUGGAGCCCUCUGUCUGGGAUGUUUCAGGACAGAGCAGCAGUGACAAGUAUUACACCCACAGCAAAAACCUUCCAGCAGCUCAAGGGCAAGCAAGCUCCUCUCAUCAGGUAGCCAAUUUCAGCAUCCCUGCUUACGACCAGAACCUCCUUCUCCCUGCUCCUUCAGUUGAGCACAUCGUGGUUACAGCAGCUGACAGCACAGGCAGCAGUGCGACAGCGUCCUUCCAGAACAGCCAAACCCUGACACACAGGAGCAACGUUUCUUUACUGGAACCAUACCAAAAAUGUGGAUUAAAAAGGAAAAGUGAAGAGGUCGACAGCAACGGUAGUGUGCAGAUAAUUGAGGAACAUCCACCUCUCAUGCUGCAAAACAGACCUGCGGUGGGUGCUGCGGCCACGACCACCACGGUAACCACGAAGAGCAGCAGUUCCAGUGGUGAAGGCGAUUAUCAGCUGGUCCAGCAUGAGAUCCUGUGCUCCAUGACAAACAGCUACGAGGUCUUGGAAUUCCUGGGCCGGGGGACGUUUGGGCAGGUGGCGAAAUGCUGGAAACGUAGCACGAAGGAGAUUGUAGCCAUCAAAAUCCUGAAGAACCAUCCUUCCUAUGCCAGGCAGGGCCAGAUCGAGGUGAGCAUCCUCUCUCGCUUGAGCAGCGAGAAUGCUGACGAGUACAACUUUGUUCGCUCCUAUGAGUGCUUUCAACACAAGAAUCAUACAUGCCUUGUAUUUGAGAUGCUGGAACAGAACCUCUAUGAUUUCUUAAAGCAAAAUAAGUUCAGUCCAUUGCCCCUGAAGUAUAUCCGGCCAAUUCUGCAGCAAGUGGCUACUGCCCUGAUGAAGUUAAAGAGCUUGGGUCUGAUACACGCUGACUUGAAACCGGAGAACAUCAUGUUGGUGGAUCCUGCACGGCAGCCCUACCGAGUGAAGGUGAUCGACUUCGGCUCGGCCAGCCAUGUAUCCAAGGCAGUCUGCUCCACGUACCUGCAGUCACGCUACUACCGAGCUCCUGAAAUCAUCCUGGGUUUGCCAUUCUGUGAAGCUAUUGACAUGUGGUCCCUGGGCUGUGUGAUAGCUGAGCUGUUUCUAGGCUGGCCUCUGUAUCCAGGAGCAUCUGAGUAUGAUCAGAUUCGUUAUAUUUCACAAACCCAAGGCCUUCCAGCGGAGUAUCUUCUCAGUGCCGGAACGAAAACAAGCAGGUUUUUUAACAGAGAUCCAAACUUGGGCUACCCACUGUGGAGGCUAAAGACACCAGAAGAGCAUGAGUUGGAAACAGGAAUCAAAUCCAAAGAAGCUCGGAAGUACAUCUUCAACUGUUUGGAUGACAUGGCGCAGGUGAAUAUGUCUACUGAUUUAGAAGGGACUGACAUGUUGGCAGAGAAGGCUGACCGAAGGGAAUACAUUGAUUUGUUGAAGAAAAUGUUGACAAUUGAUGCAGAUAAGAGAAUUACUCCACUGAAGACUUUGAACCAUCCGUUUGUUACAAUGACACAUCUGCUGGAUUUCCCACACAGUAAUCAUGUGAAGUCUUGCUUUCAGAAUAUGGAGAUCUGCAAGCGAAGAGUUAACAUGUAUGAUACAGUGAACCAGAUCAAGAGCCCAUUCACCACUCAUGUUGCUCCUAACACAAGCACAAACCUGACCAUGAGCUUUAACAACCAGCUCAACACAGUACACAAUCAGGCCAGCGUCUUGGCUUCCAAUUCGACUGCUGCUGCUACUCUCUCCCUGGCAAACUCGGAUGUCUCCCUGCUAAACUAUCAGUCUGCCCUGUAUCCCUCAUCUGCAGCACCGGUUGCAGGAGUGGCACAACAGAGUGUUUCCUUGCAACCUGGAACUACCCAGAUCUGCACCCAGACUGACCCAUUCCAGCAAACAUUCAUUGUUUGUCCCCCAGCCUUUCAAACUGGACUUCAGGCAACUACAAAGCAUUCUGGGUUCCCUGUAAGGAUGGAGAAUGCUGUCCCAAUUGUACCACAAGCACCUGCAGCCCAGCCACUGCAGAUCCAGUCUGGAGUUCUCACGCAGGGAAGCUGUACACCACUAAUGGUAGCAACUCUUCAUCCUCAAGUAGCCACCAUCACGCCGCAGUAUGCGGUCCCCUUUACCCUGAACUGCGCAGCCGGCCGGCCAGCGCUAGUAGAACAGACGGCUGCAGUACUGCAGGCCUGGCCGGGGGGAACCCAGCAGAUCCUGCUACCUUCCACCUGGCAGCAGCUCCCGGGGGUUGCUCUGCACAACUCUGUUCAGCCAGCAGCUGUGAUCCCAGAGACGAUCAGCGGCAGCCAGCAAUUGGCUGACUGGAGGAAUGCCCAUUCCCAUGGCAAUCAGUACAGCACCCUGAUGCAGCAGCCAUCGCUGCUGACCAACCACGUGACGCUGGCAGCAGCGCAGCCCCUGAACGUCGGCGUCGCCCACGUGGUGAGACAGCAGCCUGGCAGCAGCGUCCCGGCCAAGAAGAACAAGCAGCCAGCACCAAGUGCACCCAAGCUCAGUUCAACUCUAGAGACUGUGCCCUCCCAAGUUUACUCACUCAUUGGGAGCAGUCCUCUGCGGUCCACCUCCUCCUCUUCCAACAUGCUCGUCCCAGCACAGGAGCAGCACCAGCCCAUUGUGAUCCCAGACACUCCAAGCCCACCUGUCAGUGUCAUCACCAUCCGCAGCGACACUGAUGAGGAAGAGGACAGCAAAUACAAACCUGCCAGUUUGGGUAUGAAGCAGAGAUCCAACGUCAUCAGCUACGUCACUGUUAAUGACUCCCCUGACUCCGACUCCUCCCUGAACAGCCCCUAUGCCACAGACCCCCUUUCCUCUCUCAGGAGUGCUGGCAGUGCUCUGGAGCUGCCGAGCAGAGCAGCAGCAGCAGACAGCUCCAGCUCUCGGACCAUCAUUGUGCCGCCGCUCAAAACACAGCUCAGCGACUGCAUCGUCGCUACCCAGGCAUCAGGCAUCCUGAGCAGCACCAGUAAGACCAAGCCAGUGGCCUCUGUGAGCGGGCAGUCGUCAGGAUGCUGUAUCACACCCAGUGGGUAUCGCUCGCACCGUGUGGUAGCAAAUGGAGUGCAGCCUCUCAACCUCAGCCAGAACCAGCAAACAACAGUGCUGGCCUCACAGGAGAGAAGUGGAAAUGCUGUCCCCCGUAGGCAGCAGGCUUAUGUGGCACCCCUCACGUCAACUAUUUCUCAGGCUCCCUACACGUUCCAGCACAGCAGCCCCGUGCAUCCCCACCUGGCUGCGGCCACGGCGAGCGCGCACCUCUCCAGCCAACCCCACAUGUACACUUACGCUCCCACCACGGCGGCCACGCUGGGCUCCACCACCUCCAUCGCCCACCUCUUCUCCCCUCAGGGUUCCUCGCGGCACACCACCUACGCUGCCCACCCCAGCACGCUUGUCCACCAGGUCCCUGUGAGCGUUGGGCCAAGUCUGCUGACUUCCGCAAACGUUCCACCUGCCCAGUACCAACACCAGUUUGCUCCCCAAUCCUAUAUUGGUGCUUCCAGAGGGUCUGCUAUUUACACUGGAUAUCCGCUGAGCCCUACAAAGAUCAACCAGUACUCAUACUUGUAGUUGUAGUAAAGCACUGUCCUGCGAUAGGCCUGAGAGAUUGGAGGAGGAUUUCAGGUGAACCUGUACCUGGUGAUGACUGCCUGGGUUUUGCUUCUCCCUGAUCUGGUUGUGUGUUGUUCAAAAAUGUCUUUGGUGAGUCUGGUCACUAACUGAGCAGCAUGCUUUGUUACCAGUAUGAGGGUCACUAAUUAAGUUGUUUGUUUGUUUGUUUGUUUUUAAUUUUACUUACUUUUUAUAGAUGCUUUUAAAAAGUUCAUGGUCACAUUUAUUUAAAAUCGUUCUGUUGUGCUAAUCAAAACAGGAAAGGAAAAUCAAUGUCUUGGGAGACAGAUCCUGAUGACUUUUAAAACUUGUAUAACUGAAACAAGAUGAAAAAAUGCAGAUGAUAUUUUAGCAGCUUGCACAAAUCUGUGUUGCCACUAAAAAUGGAAUGCACAUUUUUAUCUCUUUGUGUUGCUGGGGCAGUUCUAAAUUCAAGUUUAAUAUUUUAACAUUUGUUCUCUAACUCACUUUGUCUAACCAAUUGCUGGUUCUGCAGAAGCCAUCCCAUCUCCCUGUGUGUUACUGUCAGAGUUUUCUGUUCACUUCUCCACUCUGUUCAAGGACUGGCAGCAGUAGCUGCCUCCUACAGUGUUGUGUAUUUAGGAGCCUGUGUAAACCCCGAAACCUGUUCGUGUCUCCAUGACGCAGGUGAAUUUUUAUUGCAUUCAUUGCAGAAUCCUUCUAAGUUUCUCAAACUCUGUUCAAGAUCUCACUGUGUAACAGAACUCAGCAGCUUUGUUGAGUGCUGUGGUCUUCAUCCCAGAAGGAAUAGUCCAGCAUUGCUCUAAAAUUCUCCUUCUGCAUCUCAUAGGGCCGAUGCUGGCCCUAUAAGGGAGCUGGAUUCCUUCACAGAAGCACAGGGCUUUUCUUUGUUCUGGUUGUGGGGGUUUUUUUGUUGUUGUUGUUUUUUCUUUCCAUUUUUCCUCACAUUGAUACAUUCAGGAGGGAGUAGAAUUUGAAAUACAAUGAAACAUCACUGUAUUGAUGUGUACAGCUUUUUAUACUCCUGUGAGCAUAUCCUCCCGGAUAUGUCAGCAGCUACUCUAAAGCGCUCUUAACAUGACUUGUAUACAGGACAUGCAUGUAGGAAUCACCAAACACCCCUCCUCCUCCCCUUCCCCCCCCAAAAAAAAAAGAGAGGAAAAAAAAAAAACAAAAAAAGAGAAAGAAAAAAGAAAAGGAAAAAAAAAUCCAGAUUUUAAAGUUUAUUACUGAAUUUAAAAAUAUUUUAGAAGUUUUGUAUUGGUGGUGUUUUAAUAUUUUACAUAAAAUGAAAUAUGUACAUAUUGAUUAGAAAAACUAUAACAAGCAAAACUCCCUGCUAACCCCAAACGUUCUGUCUUUGUAAUCAAAAUGUGUAGUGAUUAUACUUGAACUCUGUACUUUAGUGUUUGUCUAAUUCUUAAACGUUCCUGGGGAUGGAGUUGAUGUAUCCUUUGUAUUUAAACCAAAAUGAGUUCGAUCCGUGUCGGAAUGUGUGUGGUAAAAAUGCAAUGGUUAGAGCUCGUCACUGUAGCACUGGGAGGAGCAGAGCUUCUGAGAGGAGAGGAUCCCUUCUGAUUUGUUUUGCACAGGUAUGUGUGAUGAAGAGUUGUUUGGUGUGUCCCCUUAUUGUAGUGCCUUAAAUGAUGACGUAGUGUGACUAGAGUUUACAGUGAGCUUGCCUUAUGAGGGACCAGCAAGCCCCCAUCGAUUGAAGCAAUUCACUAAGCUUACACAGCAAGGCCCGCAGCCGUCGCCCUGGGUGCAUUGUUCUCAGUUUUAGUGCUGUCAUAAAAAAAAAAAAAGCUACAUUUUUGUUUGGAGUGAAGCAAUGUUUCCUUAAAGCUUUUUCCUUGAAAUGGCACAUGUACUGUUAGAUGUCUGUCAGUGCAUUUCGGAUAGGGUAGUGCUGGGAAUGCAUUGGAAUGUUUAGUCUAAUCCUGCAGAAGUGAUUAAAGAUGUGCAAUCACUUUUUCUUCUUAGAUUAGUGUGGCGUUACCUUCCCCCAACGUUAAUAGCAGACAUUUCCUGUAAAAUAUUGCUAGCUUGGUGAUAGAAUAUUUAUACCAAAGAGAGCCUGCUGUAAAGCACAUAAUACCAUUAAAAGUUUUCUAAUGCUACUGCUAAUGUGGAGCCGUUGGGAAGGUCUGCCAGCUGAAGCCCUAGUCAGUGUUCAGAGGAAAUGCUCCUUUUGGGUAAACGAUGCAGUUCUUAGAACGACUCUUUGUUUCCUUGGGUCCCUUGUACUAGGAAUUCUUUCUCAUCUUCAGUACAUAGGUUAAGUAUCUUGUCUGAGUGGAUGAUAAACUGGCUUGAGCAGUCUUGUGACUGCAGCAAUAAGAGGUUUUGGUAACCUUGAAUCCCAGUUUAUGUUCCGUCCCAGUGGAGAAGAGGCCAGUUCCCUGACCAGUGUGUGACGAGAAGUGUGAAAGUCAUUUCUGAAAUUCCACAGUAUUGACAGAAGAAAGUCUGGACUGACCUGGAGUUGAUGAGCUGUUAAAAGUUUGGUCUCUCCUUUGACAGAGGGACCAAGGACUCUGGAGCUGGUUGGUAGCAUUAGCGACGUUGUUGUUUGGUGUCUCAGUCGGAGCACUUCUGUAGGUGUGCGGUGAGCAGCGGCCGCGCUGUGCCUCUGCUGUGAGCGAUGCUGUCUGUUGCUGUAGGCACUUCCUUUCUUUUUUCCACUUGACGUUGCUGUGUUCAGUACCUGCCUUGGGAUGCCCCUUGGGCACAGAGUUGUGCCUUUCCCAUGAAAGGCAAAACAGGCCCCAGUUCCUGUUUCAGGAGAACGUUAAUCCCUGCUUCAGCAAUAGUAAGGUGUUUCCAUGAAGUCCUACCAGGAAAAAAAAAAAAACACCUCUAGCAAGAUCUGCUAAUUUUGAGAACUUGCCCACUUCUUCCCCAAAAAGCCGACUGAAACGACUGGCUGUCUUUAGAAUCCCUAUCCCAUAAUAAGACUUGAUCACAGUCAUUCACAAAGCAUGGCAUCACCGCUUCCACCGGCCCGGCUUCCAAGAGCAUUGGAACAAGGUGGAGGAGAUGAAGAUCGUGUAGGUAAAAUGAAUCCUACUCCACUUAGCAUGAGUUGUUUGACCCUGGAGUUCCUCUGGCCUGCACAGCAUAAACUGAGCAAACAGAAACCCACCCUGGCAGGGCCCAAGUUCCAGCUUGGCACUGGCCUCAGUGUGGUGGAUCCCAGUCUGGCCCCAGUAUGUGUUGCCCAAUGUAAGUCUCCUGUAGUUUGCUCUAAGGAGAUCCAUCCCUUCUUCCCUGGCAUAUCCAACCUUCAGAUUAAGUUACAGAAUUUACUCUCCUCACUGACAGAAGCCCACACCUAGUUUGUGCUAUCUCUGGAUAGAAAUCAAGAGUCCUUGAAUUGUAAAGCUGGUUUGGGAUUCACCUUUCGUCUGUGUGAUGGCCACAGUCCCACCUAGAUGUGUUGGUGACUCCAGAGCUGUUCAAUCAGCUGCUGCUGUUACCUGACCUGCGCUGGCAGCCGUGACAGCUGCUGCAGAGGCAACUCCUUGAGGCUUUCCUGCUUGGCACCUAGUUGAUGGGAUGCAGUAAUUUACCUCUGACUCAAGCAGUUUCUUUUAGUACAUGAAAAACUAAAAUUGCUUCUAAAUGACAGGAUUGGCACAGCCCUGCUUUCUUUUUUUGUUUGUUUCUUUUUCUCUUAUUUAAACUUCUGAAUGGUGCCGCAUGUCCACAUGGUCGUUUGUUGCUAAACUUUAUAUAAUGUGUGAUUUCCGAUUCAGCUUGAAAUAUAUCUAUCUCACUACAUGUAGCAGUACAUUAUAUGUAAUGUUAGUAUUUCUGCUUGGAUCCUUGAUAUUGCAAUGGAAUUCCUACUUUAUUAAAUGUAUUUGAUAUGCUAGUUACUGUGUAAAAUUUAACUUUUCUUUCAUGGUCGUGCUCUUCCUUUUUACAGGCCGCUAGAUGCAGGUAGUUUCUGACAAUUACUGAUCUAUGUUUGUAUUGCUGAUGUACUUAGGGGGUAUGUAAAAAUCAUUUUAACAAAAGAAAUAGAUAUUUAAAAAUUUAAUACUAACUAUAUGGGAAAAGGGUCCAUUGUGAAAACAUAGUUUAUCUUUGGAUUCAAUGUUUGUCUUUGGUUUUACAAAGUA